CUUCUCUCAGGAGAUCCCCAAAGGCAACUUCUCUCUGCUGCUUGAGGAUGUGAGGAUUACAGAUGCAGGAGUGUACAAGUGUGUGGUUUACACAGAGCAGAAGGACCUUGAAGCACGAGUGGAAAUACAGAAUGUAGAGCGGCUGGUGGUGACGGGUACAGAUGAGCCUGUCUAUGCACAUGUGGGAGAGGAGGUGACUCUCAGCUGCUCUGUGGACACCCAUGUUAAUCGGACAGAGCUUCAGGUGAAAUGGAUAAAGACAGAUGACGAUGACAUCUUAGUCCUUUUGUAUGAUAAUGGAGAGAACAGACCAGAGUCACAGGAUGGAAGAUACUCUGGAAGAGCUGAAUUCUUCACUGAGGGAAUUCCCAAAGGAAACUUCUCAAUGAAACUGAGGAAUGUGAAGACUGAAGACACAGGAGAGUUCAGGUGUGAAGUCCACUCAGAUACUGAUUCUGCCAAUACAACUGCCAGGAUAGCAGCACUGGGUUAUUCAUCCCUGCAUUGGCUGAUUCUGGGGCUGUGCAUCGCUGUCACACCUGUAGUCCUACUUACUGGUGCAUUAUCUGUCAGGCAUUUAAUAAGGGGAGAUAAAAGCAAACAGGCUCUAUUGAGUCACGGUUCACAUGUCACAAUUCCACCAAUCAUGGUUUCCACAGCCUUCAUCCUGUGGGGUGUAACUGAAGGAUCCACAGAAGAGGCUGUUACUUGUCCUACCGUCAGUCUGCUGUAUAUCCUGGUGUUGUUUUAUAUGGCUCCGUAUCGGAAAUUAUUUACAGAUACAUGGCGGUUUAUUAUACUCCUCUCUCUGUCAACUGCAUUUCCCAUCAUUAUAGUGGGUGCACUAACAGGGUCUUUCAUUGAGUUUUCAGCAAAAGAUUCCCCAUCUCCAGCUGAGAAAGCAACAUUUGGAGGCAUGUUGGGUGGAAUCAUCUUUUUGAUUAUAGUCCAAACUGUCCACAUUGUGGUUUGGACAAAAUAUUCCAAAGACAGAGAAAAUAGAGGAAAAAUACUCGACUAUGUAGUUGGAAUAACUGGAAUUAUAUUUCUGGUCAUUGUGGUUUCAUCCAUAAGUAAGUCUUUUUAUAAGUUCACACAUGUGCUGUUUGCAUGUUCUCCCUGUGUUUGGACUAGUUCCUUUCAUGCCGGGGUGUCAUGCACCUUAAUUUUUUUGUGGGUGCUCAGCUUUAUGUCCAACGUGUAUAAUUGCCAAAAAUUGAAAUGCAUUUGCAAACUGAGCUGGGGCAGUCAGACUGAAUUCCACAAUCAGCCUGAUGGCAUAACACUUCCCAAAAUAUAAUCACACAUCACAAAUGUGGUUCCUCUGUAAAGUCAGCCUGUUUGUGCCAAUUACAGAGAACAGUACACAGCAUACAGUGUUGGUAACCAUGGUGACUGAUGGUAUGUUUGUGUCUUUAAACAGCUAAUGAUACAGUAUCAUAAUUCAAACCAUGACAUUUUCUCCAGUGUCCUGGUAAAUGUUUUGUGUAAAGUUGUAAUAUAUUAACGUUCUGUCCCUGUCCUGGUUGCAUCAUAUUUCAGUUUAUUUUCUCAUACAAACAUGUACCACACCAUUGUCACUAAACUAACUGUCAGUAAAACUAAUUAACUGUCACUAAACCCUGCUCACCUUAAUGGUAGUUAUUAGCAUAGAUAUAUAUAUAGAAUGACUAGAUGUCUCGUCUGCGUUGCUGCCCAACGGAGUCGAACGUCCGCAUAUGGCGGCCAUCUUACCACAGGCUGCUCGCUCACCCAAAAUAUUGUGUUGAUAGUAAAACAUGUAAUUUUUAAAUAGCCAUAACGUGCUCAAUUUUUAACCGAUUUUCAAACGGUUUGAUUUAUUAUAAACGUCAAAUAUGUAGUUAUG
Molecule: messenger RNA, 1867 nt
Organism: Paramormyrops kingsleyae
Lineage: Eukaryota; Metazoa; Chordata; Actinopteri; Osteoglossiformes; Mormyridae
Source: RefSeq, a predicted model, not a curated record